AUGAACUCAAUGAUCACUAGGACUCGUUCACAAUGCAGAAUUUCUGGUUUAAAUCCUUUACCUAAUCGUUACUGGGAAUCAAUCCUUUCCUCCUCAUUCUUUAACAUGAAUCAUUUAAAGGAUCAAGAUCAAGAUGCUAAAUAAAUUAAGAUAUAAAAUAACAGAUCCAGUACGUAGCUUGUGCACAGAAUAGAAUCAAACAACAGAAUCAAUCAACAUCAAGUAUAAACUUAUGAAAAGAUUAAGCAUCUUCUGGAUUUAAGUGUAGACGACAGUAAAACUGAGCAGGAUGAAGAAGUUUUUUCGGAGUUUGAUGAUGAUGGCAAUGAUGAUGAAGAUGGCGGUAAUGUUGAGCUUUCAUCAUGUUCAGAGCUUCCUGUGUAAAACGGUUAAGUAGUAACUAGAAGCAUGACAAAUACGAGAUAAUUAAUGAGUAUAAUAGAAAAUUUAAAUCAACCGCUUAAUAAAUCUGAUAACAACAGAAAAGAAUCCUAAUCUUAGAAUCACAAAGAACAAAAACCCCUUAAAUCAAGAGUACCAGACGAUCAGUUGCACAUUCUGAUGAAGGAGUACGAGAAAAGUACUAAUUGGUCGAAACAGCAAAUAAGCAAUAUUGCCAAAAAAACUGGUCUGACCUAUUCUAAAGUAUAUAAAUGGAAUUGGGAUAGAAGGAACACGGAUUAUUAGUAAUGUCUUAAGCAAGUAUUCGAAAAGAAGCAUUACCAAGGGCAUAUUUUUAAAGUUUAAGACAAUCAUUAAAGAUAAGAAAAGAAGCCAGCAAAACUAUUUUAGGUCAAUAAAGUUAGUUAGAAUUGA
Messenger RNA from Stylonychia lemnae, 816 nucleotides. The record is from the annotation of a GenBank genome assembly. Lineage: Eukaryota; Ciliophora; Spirotrichea; Sporadotrichida; Oxytrichidae.